CGGGGCGAGCGGCAUUUAAGGCGCCGCCACCUCCCCAGCCAGCGGCUGCACCUCUGCCGCCACCGCCGCCGCCGGACCAGACCCUCUCCGCCCUCCCACCCGCGCCAGCCGCGACCGGGAUUCCACCGCGUCAUGGGCCAGAAAACACCCCGCAUUUACUCUGUGGAGCUCAAUGGAGCCAAAGACAUGAAGCAAACAGACAAGGGGGAUGGCAAGGAUAAGUACAGGGGCCUGCAGGAUAACUGCUUGGAACUCGGAAAGAAUCAGCGCAAAGAGCAUCUGACAAAAGAAAUUGAUCUGGAUGACCACAAGCUCAGCAAUAAGGAAUUGGAAACUAAAUAUCAUACAAAUAUUGUUACGGGUCUCUCCAGCACCCAAGCUGCUGAGCUCCUGGCUCGAGAUGGGCCCAACGCCCUCUCCCCUCCCAAGGAAACUCCGGAGAUUAUCAAGUUCCUGAAGCAGAUGGUGGGAGGCUUCUCCAUCCUUCUGUGGGCGGGAGCCAUUCUGUGCUGGAUUGCAUAUGGAAUUCAGUACUCUAAUGAUAAAUCAUCAUCCCUAGACAAUGUGUACUUGGGUGCCGUGCUCGCCCUGGUUGUCAUAUUAACAGGAAUCUUUGCUUACUACCAAGAAGCCAAGAGCACCAACAUCAUGGCCAGCUUCAGUAAGAUGAUUCCACAGCAAGCGCUUGUCAUUCGAGAUUCAGAAAAGAAGAUAAUUCCUGCAGAGCAGCUGGUGGUGGGAGACAUAGUGGAGAUUAAAGGAGGAGACCAGAUCCCUGCAGACAUCAGGCUGCUGUUUACCCAGGGAUGCAAGGUUGACAACUCAUCUCUCACUGGGGAGUCUGAGCCCCAGUCCCGCUCCUGUGAGUUCACCCAUGAUGACCCCCUGGAGACAAAAAACAUUGGCUUCUAUUCGACAACCUGUCUGGAAGGCACAGCAACUGGCAUGGUCAUCAACACGGGUGACCGCACCAUCAUUGGUCAGAUCGCCUCACUGGCUUCCGGAGUUGGGAAUGAGAAGACACCCAUCGCCAUCGAGAUCCAACCCUUCGUUCACAUUGUGGCAGGAGUGGCCGUCUCCAUCGGCGUCCUUUUCUUCAUCAUUGCGGUGUCCAUGAAGUACCGUGUCCUGGACUCCAUCAUCUUUCUCAUUGGCAUCAUUGUGGCCAAUGUACCUGAGGUCCUGGCCACUGUCACUGUGACUCUGUCACUGACAGCAAAACGGAUGGCUAAGAAGAACUGCCUGGUGAAGAACCUGGAGGCAGUGGAGACACUAGGUUCCACCUCCAUCAUUUGCUCAGACAAGACGGGGACUCUGACCCAGAACAGGAUGACCGUGGCCCAUCUGUGGUUUGACAAUCAGAUCUUUAUGGCUGACACCAGUGAAGACCAGUUGAAGCAAACCUUUGAUCAAAGCUCUGGAACCUGGGCCUCAUUAUCAAAGAUAAUUGCACUGUGUAACCGAGCAGAGUUCAGACCAGGACAGGAAAGAGUCCCCAUCAUGAAGAGAGUUGUGGUUGGAGAUGCCUCAGAAACUGCUCUUUUGAAAUUCUCAGAGGUGGUUUUGGGUGACGUGAUGGAAAUUAGAAAAAGAAACCACAAAGUAGCAGAAAUCCCUUUUAACUCAACCAACAAAUUUCAGCUCUCCAUACAUAAGACAGAUGACCCCAUUGACAAGCGCUUCCUCAUGGUGAUGAAAGGGGCCCCUGAGAAGGUCUUAGAGAAGUGCAGCACCAUCAUGGUCAAUGGCCAGGAGCAGCCUCUGAACAACACCACAGCUGAGGCCUUCUACACUGCAUACAUGGAACUGGGAGGUCUAGGGGAGCGUGUUCUGGGUUUCUGUCAUCUCUACCUGCCAGCAGACGAGUUUCCAGAAACCUAUUCAUUUGAUGUCGAUGCCAUGAACUUUCCCAUGUCCAAUCUCUGUUUUGUGGGGCUCUUGUCAAUGAUUGAUCCCCCUCGGUCCACUGUCCCGGAUGCAAUCACCAAAUGUCGGAGUGCGGGGAUCAAGGUUAUUAUGGUUACAGGAGAUCAUCCAAUUACAGCCAAAGCUAUUGCCAAGAGUGUAGGUAUCAUUUCAGCCAACAGUGAGACUGUGGAAGACAUUGCAAAACGCCUCAACAUUGCUGUGGAGCAAGUUAACAAACAGGAUGCUAAAGCUGCGGUGGUGACUGGCACGGAGCUGAAGGACAUGAGUGAGGACCAGUUGGAUGAGGUUUUAACCAGCUACCCAGAGAUUGUUUUUGCCCGAACAUCCCCCCAGCAGAAGCUGAUUAUUGUGGAGGGCUGCCAGAGGCAGGAUGCAGUUGUUGCUGUGACUGGUGAUGGAGUGAAUGACUCUCCGGCUCUAAAGAAGGCAGAUAUUGGGAUUGCCAUGGGGAUAGCAGGUUCAGAUGCUGCCAAAAAUGCAGCUGACAUGGUCUUGCUGGAUGACAACUUCGCAUCCAUAGUCACCGGGGUGGAGGAAGGUCGCCUGAUCUUUGACAACCUCAAGAAGACCAUCGCGUACACCCUGACCAAGAACAUCGCUGAACUGUGCCCCUUUCUGAUCUAUAUCAUUGUUGGGGUGCCCCUGCCCUUAGGCACCAUCACCAUCUUAUUCAUCGACUUGGGCACAGACAUUGUUCCGUCCAUCGCCUUAGCUUAUGAGAAAGCUGAAAGUGACAUUAUGAAUAGGAAGCCUCGCCACAAGAAGAAGGAUCGACUGGUGAACGAGCCGCUUGCCGUAUACUCUUAUCUGCACAUAGGUAUCAUGCAGUCCCUGGGAGCUUUUCUUGUGUAUUUCACGGUGUAUGCACAGGAGGGCUUUAGACCCAGCACCCUCAUUAACCUCCGGGUGGAAUGGGAGAAGGACUUUGUGAACAACUUGGAAGAUAGCUAUGGACAAGAAUGGACACGUUACCAGAGGAAAUACCUAGAAUGGACAGGCUACACGGCUUUCUUUAUUGGCAUCAUGGUCCAGCAAAUAGCAGAUCUGAUCAUCAGGAAAACCCGGAGGAAUUCCAUCUUCCAGCAGGGUCUCUUCAGAAAUAAAGUCAUCUGGGUGGGGAUUGCCUCCCAGAUUAUCAUCGCUCUGAUCCUCUCCUAUGGCCUCGGAAGCAUCACAGCCCUGAAUUUCACCAUGCUCCGGCCUCAGUACUGGUUUGUGGCUGUGCCCCACGCCAUUCUCAUCUGGGUGUACGAUGAGAUGCGGAAACUUUUUAUCAGACUCUACCCUGGAAGCUGGUGGGAUAAGAACAUGUAUUAUUAAGACCACCUACUUCCCAAGCCUCCCACCAGAACACCAGGACAUUCCUCUCCAUCUCCUGGCCACAUCCGGGACAUCAUCAGAAUACAUUCAGGAGAAGCCAGAAAACUGUAGGAAAGACACUACCAGAUGUUUAUACUGUAAAGCAGAGAUUUGACUAUUUAUAUAUGAUUUUCAUUUAUAUAUACACCUCCUUAUAUAAAAGAAUGUGAAUUUCAAGGUAA
This is a messenger RNA of Myotis lucifugus (little brown bat), 3470 nucleotides long. RefSeq names its product ATPase H+/K+ transporting non-gastric alpha2 subunit (gene ATP12A). Gene Ontology annotation, molecular function: ATP binding; ATP hydrolysis activity; P-type sodium:potassium-exchanging transporter activity. Lineage: Eukaryota; Metazoa; Chordata; Mammalia; Chiroptera; Vespertilionidae. Gene Ontology annotation, cellular component: membrane. Gene Ontology annotation, biological process: intracellular potassium ion homeostasis; potassium ion import across plasma membrane; intracellular sodium ion homeostasis. The record is from RefSeq and is a predicted model, not a curated record.